This is a messenger RNA of Suillus clintonianus, 1461 nucleotides long. RefSeq lists its product as uncharacterized. Bases 1 to 1461 code for a protein of 486 amino acids. NCBI's taxonomy places the organism in Eukaryota, Fungi, Basidiomycota, Agaricomycetes, Boletales, Suillaceae. The transcript is spliced from 8 exons. The record is from RefSeq and is a predicted model, not a curated record.
AUGAACUUCACGCCAACUGCAUACAAGUCUUCUGCCCCUCAGAACCUCCACAAUCUUUUGUCUAGUUCUCUCCUUAAUCAAGAGCAUUCAGGCACUUCUCCGAGUCUGUCAACACCGGAAACAAGCACACCUUCACCUCUUCUGGAUACCUUUGGUCUAUCUCAAGAUGCGUUUCUAGAUACCAGUCAGAAUAAUCUUAAUCAGCCUCAACCUUUGGUGGGUUCCUCGUCCUGGAACAGACAUGGCAUGCAACCACUUAGUAUGCAAAAUCGAAAUGGAUAUAUGCGCUCGUCGGACCAAAUUCAAAGCCUUCUAGAAGAUAACGAGCACCUUCGCCAAGAGAAUCUUGUGUUAUCUGGUCGUGAACCUCUUACUCCACAGGCUCCACCCAUCGACCAGUCAAAGCUUCGGUUCUUCACGCUGACACAAUUCAACGCCUGGCUCAAAUGUGCGGACGCUAAUAUGAAAGAACGCGGACAGUUACCUUUUCUAGAGGACAUGAAUGGCCAACCUCUCUCACGUGAGAAAAAGGCUGCGAUCUGCCAGAGUAUGCGAGAGCUAUGGCGAGGUUUCAAGAUAAAAAAACCAAGCACCUUUGAAGUGGAAGAAAGCACGCACCUCAAAGAUCAAAAAGCCAUUGUCAAAUCGAAGACGAUCAAAUCUGAACCAUCUUCCGUUAACUCAGAGAAUGACAAGAACAAACCAGCGCUUCCAGCUGAGAAGCCAGCAAAAAAACACUCACUUACAGUGUCGUCUAACGAGGACUCGAGUGACGAGCUUGUUGAAUCUCCACUACUUUCCAAGAAGGCGAAGUUGCAUCACGCCAAUCUCGAUCCCCCCAUUUCCUUAACGCCUCCCACUGAGAUCACAACCUCCGACCAAAGCCCUCACGUAAUGCUUCCCACUGAGAUCACAACCUCUGACCAAAGCCCUCACGAUGUAAAUGUUAUCAGUAUUAGUAUGCCACCGGUUAUCAUUCCAGUAAUAAAGAAUCCACUUAAAUCAAGUGUUCGUCCUCUCCCUCGCAUGAUUUCAUCCACUAUGACCACCACCGUGACUCCCCAUAUCAAUACCCCUUCAAGUCCCCCAUCUCCCGGGCCAUCUAAUAACACCCCGCCGCCAGCAGUACCAGCUGCUCCGAGUCCGAUAACACCAGCAUCAACGACAAAUGCAAAAUGCAUGCGACCUGGCCUGAACAAGAACAGACGCACGCUUUGCACUCACCGCUGGCUAAAUGCGGUCACGAAGGACAGCACAACAACCGACUUUAAGAUCUAUUGGACUGCCUUGUCGAAGGACACAAAAAAACAGUCUUACGAGCUCAUUCUCAUCAGCAAUACGAGCUCGAAGCUGCUCAAUUGGUUGCCUCAGGCAUCUGGCACACGAACACGGCCAAUGUUAUCCUCAAUGUAUCAAGCAGAACAGUCUACUAGCCGAAUGAACAGGAUCGUUAGCACGUAG